Molecule: messenger RNA, 466 nt
Organism: Arabidopsis lyrata subsp. lyrata
Lineage: Eukaryota; Viridiplantae; Streptophyta; Magnoliopsida; Brassicales; Brassicaceae
Product: defensin-like protein 76
Exons: 2
Coding region: 60-317 (85 amino acids)
Source: RefSeq, a predicted model, not a curated record
GAAAAAAUUUCAUACUUUGAGAAAUAGUGGUAACAAUAGCUAUUGAUACCUCAAAAACAAUGCAAAACAAGAAACAAUCACAUAUAUUCAUUGCCAUAACAAUUGUUCUCUUGUUUGCGAUGGCAUAUAAAAUAAACGCUAUUGACGUUCAUGACGCCGUUUGUUUUCGGUCAGAGUGUACAAGCGUAUGUGAUACGAUUUGCUUAAGCAAAGGCUAUAAAAAUGGAUGGUAUUGUGGAACAUUUAGACUGCACACUGGAUGUUGUUGUCUAAAAAAGAAAGAACUCAACCAAAUAAUAUAUCCAUCAAAAAACUAAAUAUCCAUCUUGACUUUCUUCUUUGUUUGAAAUUUUUAAUGUUAUGGUAUAUUGGUAUUGAUAAAUUUUACAUUAUGAUGUGAAGAAACAUAUCUUAAAAUUUAUCUUCUAGUUUUAUAAAUGAGCUACAUGCAGUUAGAUUGUGGUAA